UGUGGCGGGUUUACAAAUUUUCACAAACUGGUCACAAUUGACAAGAGUAUUUUAAAGAUCUUUUUGGCAAUUUGGCGCCAAUUUAACAGUUACCCUCAUCACAAGAGAGCUAAACACCAAAGAGCACACGUAGGUAGUAGCAAAGGAAGAGAGGUGAUAAUGGAUUCGGGUUCAGCUGAAGCGGGCGGGUCAGGUACCUCGAUGAUGGACGAUUUCGAAACCCUGAUUUCGACUACCGACGCAGAGCUCUUAAAGCAAGCAUGGCGGAACGAGAAGGGUGCUCCUGAAAUCCUUCGAUUCGAGGCUGCUCUUGUCCAAAGAUCUCGCGAACAGAUCCAAUUGAUGGAGGAAACAGUGGAGGAUUACACAAAAACUGGCAUCGAUCCACUCACAGUAUCCCUUUACCAGAUGGACGUGGACAGAACCAUGUAUCUGUUAAGAUCAUAUUUGAGAACGCGUCUUCAAAAGAUUGAGAAGUAUGCAUUUCACAUUCAAAGAACCAGUGAAUUAUGGAACUGCUUAUCUAAACAAGAACAAAAAUUUGCUCAAAGGUCUUCAGAAGAUUUGCAGCAACAUUUGGAACAGUCGGUUCUCUCAAAGUUGCCUCAAGGUUUCAAGUCUCACUUGAAACAAUCUACCGUCAGUGAACAAGAUGACAUGGUCACAGAACCACGCCUGGAUCAUUAUGUCAUCUGCAGGAGCAAGAGAUAUUUGGGAGCUUUUCAGCUCGAUGACAGCGUUGAGGAGCCAGUGAGCAUUGAAGCUGAUGAUUUAUACGCCUUGCCGUACAAGUCGAUUAAGCCACUUGUUGAAAAUGGGCAGAUUGAUAUUGUUUAAGACUUUGAGCCAUUCUAGAGCAUGUAGAGGCGUAGAGCCCAUCUUUGUACUGUAAAAUGUAACUUACGGCCUACUGGCUGGGUAAGCAAGAAUAGGCAGAGCUAGUUUCGAGGAACCUAACAAAACACUUUAGUUGUAUUGUUUUGUCAAGGGUUUUGUACUUUGUAGUUAGUACUUACUACUUAGUAGUGGGGUACUGGGGUAUAGUGGUAUACUCGAACUACCCUAACACAUACUCGGAAAUCGGAAUAGAGAGGUUCUAUAAACUCUCCAAGCACAAAUGGGAUAAAUCUUGAUUGCAAGUUUAUUUUCAGAAAAACCAAUUAUACAGCCAUGAACUAUCUCUA
This is a messenger RNA of Cuscuta europaea, 1184 nucleotides long. NCBI's taxonomy places the organism in Eukaryota, Viridiplantae, Streptophyta, Magnoliopsida, Solanales, Convolvulaceae. The record is from the annotation of a GenBank genome assembly.